This is a messenger RNA of Maylandia zebra (zebra mbuna), 3841 nucleotides long. It is a transcript of the gene porb, whose product is annotated as P450 (cytochrome) oxidoreductase b. The record is from RefSeq and is a predicted model, not a curated record. Gene Ontology annotation, cellular component: cytosol. Gene Ontology annotation, molecular function: FMN binding; flavin adenine dinucleotide binding; NADPH-hemoprotein reductase activity. NCBI's taxonomy places the organism in Eukaryota, Metazoa, Chordata, Actinopteri, Cichliformes, Cichlidae. Gene Ontology annotation, biological process: response to hormone.
UCCACUGAAGAGUUGCUCUGAUAACCAGCCAAAUUCUCAGAUUGGACUUUUUUGCUCCGAACACCUCUGAGGCUGGAGAGGAAGAGGGGCGGGGAUGAGCAGGAAGGCAUUUUCAGCCCGAGAUCGCUUCAGUGUGUUUGUGUGUGAGUCAAACGUGUGGGUCUGCAGCUCGGCUGGAUUUUAUGGGAAAGUCAGUUUCCCACCAUUGUGUUCUCAGCGGUUGCCAGACACUCUAAGGGCUUGUAAGCUGCUGUGCUCGUGCAUGUGUGUGUCUGUGGAGUUGUGUAGAGCUGCUGGUUUCACAGAGCAGUACAGGAAGAAGCUGAGUUCAGAUUGUGUUUGAAGCGUCUAAGGGGAAGUCGGGCCGCUCUACAAACCUGUAAAUAUCUCUCUGACUUUUUGGGCUGGUGUUACUUUUCCAUCUUGCACCUCUGGACCGUCCUGCCCUUUUUAUUUUUUUUAUUUUUUUCGAGCGUGGCGGCUCCCGGUGUUACCUAGCCAGCAGUGCUAGUGGCAGUGGUGAGCUACAGGGCUGCAUGCCAUGGGCUGCGUCUUCUCCCUGCCAGAGGACAGGAGAGAUGCUGCUGAGAGGACACCCACCACAAGAGAGACCAGUUUCAUUGAGAAAAUGAAGAAAACCGGAAAGAACAUCAUCGUGUUCUACGGGUCUCAGACGGGUACAGCAGAGGAAUUUGCUAACAGGCUGUCCAAAGACGCUCAGCGUUACGGCAUGAAGGGAAUGGUUGCUGAUCCAGAGGAGUAUAGCAUGGGGGAACUGUCCCGUCUGUCUGAGAUUACAAACUCACUCGCCAUUUUUUGCAUGGCCACCUACGGAGAAGGAGACCCAACUGAUAAUGCACAGGACUUUUAUGACUGGCUGCAGGAAAACGAUGAUGAGGAUCUCUCCGGAUUAAACUACACUGUUUUUGGUUUGGGCAACAAGACGUAUGAACACUACAAUGCAAUGGGGAAGUAUGUGGACAAAAGGCUGGAGCAGCUGGGAGCAACACGCAUCUUUGAUCUUGGUAUGGGAGAUGACGAUGGCAAUUUGGAAGAGGACUUUGUUUCAUGGAGAGAGCAGUUCUGGCCGGCUGUCUGCGAGCACUUUGGAGUGGAAGCCUCAGGAGAUGAAUCAAGCAUUCGACAGUACGAGCUGAAGGAGCACACUGACAUCAACAUGAACAAAGUGUACACUGGAGAGAUCGGCCGCCUGAAGAGCUUUGAGGUCCAGAAGCCGCCUUUUGACUCCAAAAACCCCUUCCUGGCUCUAGUGACUGUCAACCGCAAACUAAAUAAAGCUGGUGACAGACAUCUGAUGCAUUUGGAGUUGGACAUCACAGGCUCCAAGAUCAGAUACGAGUCCGGAGAUCACGUUGCAGUUUUUCCCACAAACGACUCUGCGCUGGUGAACAAGCUGGGACAGAUACUUGGGGUUGACCUUGAUGUGGUUAUCUCUCUUAAUAACCUUGAUGAGGAGUCCAACAAGAAGCAUCCGUUCCCCUGCCCUACCACCUACCGCACGGCCCUCACUCACUACCUGGACAUCACUCACCCGCCUCGCACCAACGUCCUCUACGAGCUGGCGCAGUAUGCCUCUGAUCCCAAAGACCAGGAGAAUAUGCGCAAGAUGGCCUCCUCCUCACCCGAGGGCAAGGCCCUCUACCAGAGCUGGGUGUUGGAUGCCAGCAGAAACAUCCUCGCCAUACUGGAGGAUAUGCCGUCACUGAGGCCUCCUGUCGACCACUUGUGUGAGCUGUUGCCCCGUCUCCAGGCUCGCUAUUACUCCAUCGCCUCCUCUUCAAAAGUUCAUCCCAACAGCAUCCACAUCUGCGCCGUCGUGGUCGAGUACGAGACCAAGACUGGCCGCACCAACAAGGGAGUUGCGACCAAUUGGCUGAAAAACAAACUGGUCACGGACAAUGGGCACAAGUCCACCGUCCCCAUGUACAUCCGCAAGUCUCAGUUCCGCCUGCCGUUCAAAUCCACCAACCCGGUGAUCAUGGUCGGCCCUGGGACUGGAAUUGCUCCUUUCAUGGGCUUCAUCCAGGAGAGAGGCUGGCUCAAACAGCAAGGGAAAGAGGUUGGAGAGACCGUGCUGUAUUUCGGCUGCAGACAUAAGAACGAGGACUACAUCUACCAGGAGGAGCUCGAAGGCUCAGAGAAGAACGGAGUCUUAACAAAGCUGAAUGUUGCCUUCUCCAGAGACCAGGACCAUAAGGUGUACGUGCAGCAUCUGCUGACCAAAAAUAAGGAGCAUGUCUGGAAGUUGAUUCACACGGACAACGCUCAUAUCUACAUCUGCGGAGAUGCAAGAAACAUGGCUAAAGACGUGCAGACGGCUUUCUACGAGAUUGCGGAGCAGGUGGGAGUCAUGACGCGCACCCAGGCUGUAGAUUACGUGAAGAAACUGAUGACCAAGGGACGCUACUCACAGGAUGUCUGGAGUUAAAGAGCCUCAAACCUGGCCUCACUUUGUGCACAUACAGUAGUAGUUUUAACGUUUUUUAUCGUCUGCCUUGGUCUAGACUGAUUUAAAGAAACAAAUGAAUCAAUUUUAAACCUUGUGUUCGUACUCAACCUGGUUCACCUUGACAGCGACAGCUAACUGAAGAAAAUGAGGCAAACUCUACCUCAGUAGAUCUUACUAAACCAAUAGAGCCACCUCCUUACUUUGGUUUGUGGAAAGACAGCUUGUGUUUUUUGAGAUCCUCACACGAUCCUAAUUGUUUCAGCCCUGUGCUUUCCGGGGAGUGUAAAGAGCCUCCCAUUUAUAAAUGAACGAAUUGGUCUAGAAUCCCACCCGCUCUAAAUUCUUAAAUCAUGAGUAUUAGAUGCACAAGAGUGUCAUUUGAUUUUGUUUAAAUGUUUUUUUUUUGUUUUUUUUUAUUAGCCUCAGAUUUAAGGUGUCACACCACAGCAGUUUUGUGUGUGCGUGUGUGUGUGUGUGCGUGCGUGCAUGUGCGUGUGUGUGUUGCAGUGCAAACACUCAGAGUAGGCUGAGACAUAAAUGGACGCUGACUUUUCUCUCUGAGCUGAUUCAGUAGCCGUUUCCUAGCAACAAUAAAUAUCUAAAAUGUUUUUAAAGUUUUUAUUUGGUGUAACAAACUGGCAUCGCAGGUACAAUUGUGUGUUUACCUUUGUGUUUUGACAAGGGGGUUAGCAUUUUAUGCAGACGUUGCUGUUCAUUUGAAAGAAGAAUUUCGAGAGGCACCGAAAAAAAGGAGACUAUCAUAUAUAAAAACCAUGAGAUUAUGUGCUUUUCUUUUCUUUUACAUAGAGAAAAUAAAUAUUUUUAACCAGUGAUAUUUUAAAGCAUUUUGUAUGUUAUAGCCUGCCUCCCAUGGGACUGUUGUUUUCUGCGAUAUUCACCUAAAAGCAGAGGAUUGUGGGUUCAUUGGGUGGCAUUGGCAACUCUAACACGAUAACCACCUCUGUUUGACUUUCUUAUACUCUUCUGCGCCUCUCCCCCUUUUUGUUUGACCACACGUGCGCCGCUGCACGCAGAAGGUGGCCAGACGUAUCCGAACAUUAAACGUGUUCUCCCGUUUCAGUCCGUCAGAGCUCGUCACGGAGGUGUGGGGGAGUUUGAGGUCAGUCAGGCAGUGGAAGCGCAGUGCCUUUUUUCUUUUUCUUUUUUUGUGAUGCCUUAUGUAUGGAGUUGGCAGUAAAGUCGGGAUACUUCAUUGUAUGUUUAUUCCUUCUUUCUUGCUUAUAUUUUGAUAGAAAAGUUCAUCUGAGACACUUUACCCAGUGCUGUCACUUUUAUCAUUCCUCUUUACAAUGUAAUCAUUUGAUUAUAUGGAGGCUUGCUUUUUUUAAUUAAUAAAAAGACUGAAUAAUU